CCCGCCAUCAUCUCAUCGAUCACACACACCCAUACGCCGCGAAUCCACACGCAUCUCCCUCUCCAGUCUCCAGUUCUCCACCUUGCCAGCGUCUCUCCACGUACGCCAUGGACGGGUCGGCGUUCCCGUCGCUGUCGCCGGAGCUCCGCGACGCGCUCGCCAAGGUGGCCGUGUUCGUGCUCGUCCAGGGGCUGGUCUACCUCAUCCUCCGCAGCUCCUCCGACGUCUUCUCCAAGGACGGCCGGCUCAGGUCCCUCAGCUUCCGCCCCAUGCGCUCCAUGAGCGUCAGGCGCGUGCUGGCGCCGCUCUCCGACGUCCCCGUCGGCACCGACGACGCCUCUCCAUCGUUGUCGCCCGCCGCGACGUCGUCGCACCGCAAAGCUGCCCGCGAGGAUUGAAAUGGCCGCCACUUCUGGGCAGCUUGCAGUUGCAGGUUGUUCAUCUGGUCCUUAUGGGUUAUAAAUGGGUCUGUUACUAUGUAAUUAAGUAGUACUAUAUUGGAUGGAAUCUUGUAGACAUAUUGGUUGAGCAGAAUUGGAAACACUGGAUUAUUUGAUUCUUUACAGCAACAUGCUUGCUCUUUCUUUCUUCCUGUGAAUAUACACCACUACUUGUAGCCUCUUGCUGGAAACGAGUCAGAAGAGAAAUUAAAUUGCCAGACUGGAUAGACUUCAGCGGCUAUGAUAUGACAGGGACGUGAAAAGUUUAGCUUAUUGACC
Molecule: messenger RNA, 719 nt
Organism: Zea mays
Lineage: Eukaryota; Viridiplantae; Streptophyta; Magnoliopsida; Poales; Poaceae
Exons: 1
Coding region: 108-398 (96 amino acids)
Source: RefSeq, marked validated